CAGCAGGAGCGAAAGGACCUGCUUGCUGCCACAUCCUGAGAGCAUCCUUUCUCUGCUUUCUUAACAUCAUCAUCAAAACACAGCGGGAUGACGGGAAAUCACGAGCAGAGCAUCUCUCUUCUUCCCGGUUUGCGGUAGAAUAUCGUCAGCGCUUGCGUUAACGUUUGACUAGCGUAAUGCUACAACAUGAAGCUUUUUCCCUGAUGAAGAGCAGACAUAAUAGCCAGUCUGUGGGAAAACAGUGUAGUUAUCCCGAGCAGAGUCGAGCUGAGCUGAGCUUCUAGCUUUUUGUGUUUUCUUUGGUCCCCCAGAUUUUUCAAACUAAAUGCUUAUUGAGAGUUUUUAAAAAAAAUGUUUUUAUUAUUUUUUCUCUCUCCCUCGGAUGAUGUGAACAGUUUGUAGUGCUCCAGCAGAGAAGAUGCACAGAUACAAGUAUCCGCCUGACAACAUCAAGGUCGCUGAGGCUUUCCACAUUUAACGCUGCGAGACUAAAGAGGACCGUGUUCACCAUCCAACAAAGUCUGAUGGACCCGUGAGCAGACAUCGCAUGCCCCUAACCUGGCCACGUCAGCGUUGUCGUGGCUGGCCGCCGCAGGACAGUCGUCUUCCUCUGCCAUGACCCGGCUGAUGUUGGGCCGGACUCUGGAGCGCAUCUGUAAAGGCGUGCUGCUGCUCUGCCUGCUCCAUUUCCUCAUCAUGAUGAUCCUGUACUUCGAUGUGUACUCGCAGCGCUUCGACCUCUUCAGUCGCUUUAACAAUGGCCGCAACGGAUCCAGGAGCAAUGUUAGUGGGGCAGGGAGCGGACAUCAUUAUUACUAUUACAACCUCUCCAGGCCCAACACCACAUUAGCCAGCUACCUGGCCACAGGCGAGCAGCUGGUGCCAAGUGUGCAGCCGGAGAACACUCAGACACCGUCUCCCAAACCACUGCCACCGUGUCCUGAAAACCCGCCUGGCCUUGUGGGGCGUUUGUUGAUCGAGUUCAGUUCCCAGAUGACGAUGGAACGAGUGCAGAAAGAAAAUCCCAAUGUGACCGAGGGAGGCCGAUACACGCCUCCAGACUGUCGGCCCAGAUGGAAGGUGGCCAUCAUCAUCCCGUUUCGUCACAGAGAGAAUCACCUAAAGUACUGGCUCCACUACCUCCACCCUAUUCUCAGACGCCAGAAGAUUGAUUACGGCAUCUACAUCAUCAACCAGUUGGGCGAGGACACUUUCAAUCGUGCUAAGUUGUUGAACGUUGGUUACACGGAGGCUUUGAAGGAUGCAGAGUAUGACUGCUUCAUCUUCAGUGACGUUGACCUGAUCCCAAUGGACGACCGCAACCUCUACCACUGCUACGACCAGCCGAGACAUUUUGCCAUUGCCAUGGACAAGUUUGGCUUCAGGCUGCCCUACGCAGGUUACUUCGGAGGUGUUUCGGGUCUCAGUAAAAAACAGUUUCUGAAGAUCAACGGCUUCCCGAACGAGUACUGGGGCUGGGGAGGAGAAGACGACGACAUUUACAACAGGAUCACUCUGAAUGGGAUGAAGGUGUCUAGGCCAGACGUUCGCAUCGGCCGCUACAGAAUGAUUAAGCACGAGAGAGACAAACACAACGAGCCCAACCCACAGAGAUUCAACAAAAUACAGAACACCAAGAACACAAUGAAGAAGGAUGGCAUCAGCUCUCUGACCUACAGACUGGUUCAAGUCAAGAAGUAUCCUCUGUACACGAACAUCUCCGUGGAGAUCGGCAAGCCACCACCUCGGCCCAUUAAGGGCUAGAAGAAAUGAAAGAGAGAAAGUGGACGAUGUGGGGGAGGAUGCAACUGGCCUAGUGAGAGGAAGAUGUGAAAGAAGAGAACUUAAAGGAUGGAAAGGAAACUGAGAGUGUCUCACAGGCAUCUGAAAGAAUAUGAAAUUGAAAAUAAGAGAGCAAAACUUGUCACAAGCACAUCAUAGUGUCUCUUUCUGCCUCGUUUCCACUCUAUUCAGCUUGAUAUUUCUCUCUUUUAGGACUCAGGCUCUUUCCACCAACAACUUCUUGAAGCAGACAGUGGGUGCUAUCACACCUGUAACAAUCAAUGACUGCAGAAUGAAUAACUUGUGGACCAAAGGUGGAUUAUCAGUGGCGUCAAACUUAAGUUUUCCUAUCAAACUGGAGGGCAACUGAUGGCAUGUUGACAGCGAGCAUUGACAGGAACUGCUGGUGUGUCACGUAACACUUUCUUAAAUGUUGACGAUGGAUUUCUCGUAACGUCUUAAAACUGUCUCCAUGAGAAAACACACAGACUGUUUUCAUGCAUACUUUGAAAAUGCAAGAAAGAACUAACUUUGUGCGCAUUAACAGCCCCUGGAGUCAAGCUGUAACAUUACCACAACAUACUGACAUGCAGUGAUGAACUGUGUUACUGUGUCUAACAGCUUGCAUAUCAGAGACAUCCGCGUCUCUGGCCCUGUGAUGCUAACAGACAAUUUGCUUUGGACAUUUUCGUCAGGGAGUCACUUGUUUGGAUCUAAUUACUCAAUCAAACCCUCUGCUAUCAAUUAAUGAAUGUGUAUUGUGCCUGCAUCUACAGCAGAAGACUCAAAUGAGUGCUGGUGACACAUGAACACGCUGAUGAAACACGUUUGUCAGCCGCUACAGACGACCGGGAACUCUCUUUUUGUUCUCUGUUUUUAUACAUAUAUAUGAAGUUAAACUCUGGAAGCAGAAGCUGACUUGUUGAGAGUUUUUCAACAACAGUAAAUAAACUGAAAGGAUGAAAGGGUUUCUCCUGUAUGCAGUGUACUGAAACUAUCUUGGGAGAGCAUUUAAAAUCAAAUGGAGGAACUGAAGACAGCAGGUCUGAUACAUACUGACAGCUCAGUUAUGAUUUUGACCCCCUGCAGCACAUAAGGAGAUUAUACUUCUGGAAACUUUUUUUUUUCCAGUUUAUUUUGCUAAUAUGCACUUUAAAGUCAACAUUGAGCUAAUACUCCUUUAAAAGAUAUUGGAAAUUUACCAUAUUUUCUGCACAUACAGUAUUCCCCUAAGCUCCAGACAUCCACUGGUGUUGGUUUUCUUUUAGCUAAUGUCACUGUUAACGCUAAAUUUGGUUGAAAAGUGAGGGGGUGAAAUUUGUUUUGUUUGGAUGUCUUAAAAGUUUUAAAUUUGGUCCAAAAGUCAACGUUUUAUAUCAAAUUUACCAAAUAGGCUAAUAUUACUGGGCAACCUGUACAGAUAGGUCCAAAAUUUGUUGGGCAAAGACACAGAUUUUGUCAUUUGUAAACCACCACAGUGGAUUUUAAAUCACCCAAUCCAGAUCUGAUUGAAUUGCAGAGGUUUUGCAUUAACCAUUUAGGAAAUUCAGCCACUUUUAUAUGCCGUCCCCAAUUUUUCAAAGGCUCAGAAUUAUUUGGACAUUUGGCUGAAAGGCAGUUUCAUGGCCAGGUGAGUUCUGUUAUUUUGUUUUUUCACAACAAUGAACCAGACAUAUCUCAAGUUACAGCUCUUCAAAGUAAUUUCAAAUAUGACGCCAAGAGAGAUGUAAGUGCAAGUGAGGGAGGCCAUUAUUAGGUUGAAAAACUAAGAUAAACCUAUCAGUGACACAGCAAAAACCUUUUCCAAAUCAAAAGUCUGGUUCAUUCUUAAAAAUAAUGGAUGCACUGACCAGCGCAGCAACACCAAAAGGCCUGAAAGACAAAGAAGACAACUAAAGUGAAUGAUAACACGGAUGUUAAGAAAAACAACUUCUUGUCUAAUGAAAUCAAGAAUGAACUCAAGGAGGUAAUGGUAUCAUUGUCAAAGUCCACAAUCAUGAGACACCUUCAUGAAUAGAAAUACAGAGGUCUUAUAACAAGGUCUAAAACCCCUAAUUACAGAAGUUAAUUGUGAAGUGUACACACUAUGCUCUCUGCUUAGAUUCAACCAAAGUGCAAAUGGAUAAUGACCCAAAGUAAUCUGAGAAAGCAACCCAAGAGUUUUUCCUUUAGAGGCAAAGGAAUUAGAGAUUCUUCAAUGACCAAGUCAGUGACCUUAUUUCAGCCCAACAGAGCAUGCUUUUCAGUUAUUAAAUACAAAAAGAGAAAGCCCCACAAACAAGCAGCAGUGGAAGGUGGUUGUAGUAAAAGCCUAGACAUCUCAAGUGAGGAAACACAGCAUUUGGUGAUGUCCUUGGGUUCUCGACUCCAAGCAGUUAUUGACUGCAAAGGAGUUUCAUGAAAGUAUUAAAAAAAAUCUUUAAAAUUACGCUGGUUUGGUUAAUAGUUUUUUUUUUUAAAUUUAUGUAAUUCCUAAACCGUUAAUUCAAACUUUUUGUUAAACCCCUUGAAUUGGAAUUUGAAGCUGAAAGUCUGCACUUCAGCCACCUAUUGAUUAAAACCCACUGCACUGUACACAUGAUUGUAAAAAAUUAUGUCUUUGUCCAACAAAUUAUGGACCGAACUCCAAGUGUGUAUACACAUGUAAAUGAUGUUUUUAUUCUCAUUGUGUGUUGCAUAGUGAUGGUAUUUGUGUACACCUCUGGAGAGGCUAAACACAUUGUUCCAGCAUGCUAGAGCAGCACAGUAGGAGCAGGAUAAGCGCCGCAGCCUCAUAACGAGAAGGUUUCAUGUUUGAAUCUACAAAACAACAAUCGACAAAAAAGGGACAUCAAUCCAUUGAUCUGUUCAUCAAUGGAUUGAUGUCAUCCUGCUGUUCAUCCUUUACUUUUUAACCAAAUCUUGAUGUCGUUCAGACAUCUGGCAAAAUUGUCUCCCGACGUCAUCCUGCCGUCUUUUGAACAGGUUUUUGCUCGGUGGGAUGUCGAAGAAAUGAGCUGUCAGAUAUGUUUUAUGAGAAAAAAGCAGCGUGAAUACAAAAGCUGACUCUUGUAAGAUUUACAAGCGGCUCCACGGGCAGGACAAGGUGAAAUAAUUCUCAAGGUCUCUUUUAAGCCUACAAUCUAACUUGGUAGUCUUUUUUUUUUUUUUUUAACGUGUCACAAUUCAUUAAUAGUCCGUUGAUACUAUUAAUAUGCCGUUUUAUCUCUCUGCUAUCUCUCCUGUCAAUCGUUUAGCAGGAGACGAUCAUAUCCGGACGGAGGAAAUUAUAAGGUGCUGCUCUUUGGCUGGUGGAAAUUGUUAAUUUUAGGGCAGUAAUGAGAAGUUACAGUUUGAGCAGUAUGACUGACGUCCCUAUUGCUGCUUCAGAUUUUAUCAACAUCAGCUGUCAAGCCUACAUGCUAAACGGUUUUAUCACGCAUUCAGAUUUCACAAACGAUGGGCUAAAUUAAUCCUUUUUUUAUUUAAAGUUCUGGAACUUUUUGUCUCAUGUUUACUUCUGUCAUUUCUUCCAUCACCGCAUUGAAGUCUUUGACUGUUUUGUACUUUGAUGCUUUGCUUUUCUUCUUCCUCUGUUUUCUUUUUCCUGGUCUGUACUGUCAGUGUUGUUAUUGUUGACGCCUAAACGCCAAACUGAUGCCUUUAGAAGUGAUGUGUGCUAAGGGGAAGGGAAGGUUAUCUUGAAUUCUUUCUUUUGGGCAAAGAUGACGCGAUAGAAAUGUGUGUUUUGAGAUUGAAAAUAUUUAAAUGUUUGUUUCGGUGCAAAAAGAAAAGAAAGCAUUUGCAGUAUGUUUUCAUGAAAGUGGCAGGGGGGUUUGCAUAAAGUCUUGCAACUGCAAUUUGAACCACAGAGAACAAUUUGGGGCUUUUAUUUUGGUGAAAAUCGAGCACCGUUGGCCUCCUCUUUGGUUAGCCUUGAGGCAAAACUGUUCCCAUCUGUUUGGCUCUCUGUUAUCUUUGCCUCAAGCUUGUUGGAAGGUAUCAACGCUCUUUUCUGCACACACACACACACAUCCGAGCACACACGUUCAUUCAAACUGUCCACCCCCCCACCCCCCACUCUUUUUUUUUUUUUUUUGCACCAUCUCCCUUUUCAAUGCCUCUUCUUUUGUACUCUGCCAGUUUAGGUUGUUUGUGGCAGCCGUGCCUCACAAGGGUGCUUCGACUUUCAAUAGAUAUUGACAGGGCCUCUCUUUGAGUCUGUGAAGUCCCGGCCACUUACUGUAUCUCCAUUUUCUUCUUUCUCGGCACACAUCCCCAUUCUUGUGUCUCCCUUCUUUUCAUGUCCUCUUUGCAUGUUGUCAUUUUAUUUUUCACUUUUCACUUUUCUCUCUGUGCUUUGAUUCUUUUUUUUGUUUUUUAAGCAGUAGUCUCCUGGUGAGUUUUUGUGUUGUCAGACUGCACACAGGGGUCAACAAAGAUCCCUUCUCUAAAGUGUUUACAGCUCACGCAGUGCAAUAUUACAGAUUCAUUCACCUCUAUAUCAUGUUCUUCUUUUAAGUCAUUGUUGAGGGAUGUGGGAUGACAUUUUAAGGACUAGUUUCAUUUCUAAUGCGGUCAUCAUUUUUUUAAAAUUUGUCUUAUAAACCUGUUGUGUGAUCUAAACAUAAUCAAAGAUUAAAGGCAGAUAAAAUGAUGGCAUCACUAUUUUCAUCAUUCUCUCCAUAUCAAAGGGACAGUGCAGCAAUUUAAUGUGCUUUGUAAAGUUGUGGCCACUCAGGCCAACAUAUCCCAGCCGUGCGGUUAGCUUUAACCUCCUAAGACCCGAACUCUUCCACAGGAUGCAUUUUUAAUUUCUCUUUGAUAUUUGGGCUGAUUGGGACCUGAUGAAUGUAAAAACUAAGAAUUGCCAGAUUUUUUUUUUUUACCUAAUUUUUGUUUCUAAGAAAAAUGAGAGCCACAUAUGAGGAUAUUAGUUUAAAAUUCCGAUAGAACAGUAGCAGUAUAAUGUCCUCAUAAGUGGAUAUCAGGCCCUUGUAGAGCAAAAUUGAGUAUUUUGGUCUAAAUAACCCAAAAUGUGAUGUCCACAUAUGUGGACGCCAGGUCCUAGGAGGUUAAAAUAGAAGUUUAAAAAUCUUUCAUAGAGUUGGUAAGUGCAAUUGGACAUUUUGGGCAGUCAAGAAAAAACCCUUUUAAAAAGAAUUAAAAUUACUUCCCUGUUUACCAAAAGAUUAAUAAAGAAAGUGACUCAUAUUCACUGGGUUCAUUUUGCAUGGGCUUAAAAUGUUGUUGCAUGCUCUGCCCUUAACUGUGGAUCAGCUAUGAGUGGGUUCAACACCUUUUAAGUCACUUUGAACUAGAGUUCAAAACACAGUUCCAGCUGCCUUCUCCUCGAUGGCAAAGGCAGCGGGAAUUCAUGGGCACUGUGGUAUUUCAAGCCACACCUAAACAAAUACUCUGAACUGUAAAAUUUGUGGAGUGUCCCUUUAAAUGUAAGCUCAAUUCUUCUGGGAAGCCUUUAUGAGAUGAGAAGUUGACAGAAAGUUGAAAAAAGGUAUAAUUUAAAGCAGGAGAGGGAUGGGUGGAGUGCAGUGUGUAUAAAAUGUGGGUUAAAGAUGUAAAAAUCAGCAGAAGAAACUUUAGCAUAAGUAGUAUUUGAAAGAACCACGAGGAGUGCUUGAUGUUUCUUGUUGGACUUUUUGACUUUUGAAGCUGUUCCAGCUGUCAGGUAAACCUGGUGGUUCAACUAUUCAAAGCGCUUUUUUUCUGAUACUUUUUUUUUUUUGUUCAUCUGCUGCCGAUGGCAGGCAGGACUUUCAGGCCUGUGGGUGUUUUUAAAGAUUUCCUGUACCUGUGUUUUUGUUUUUUUGUUUUCUUUUUGUACAUUGAAUGUUGAAAAUGUUAUAUCUUAUAUAGAAUGCAUUAAAUCAUAUCAAACCUACUUUUUCUAUACAAUCAAUAAA
Molecule: messenger RNA, 7685 nt
Organism: Pelmatolapia mariae (spotted tilapia)
Lineage: Eukaryota; Metazoa; Chordata; Actinopteri; Cichliformes; Cichlidae
Gene: b4galt2
Product: UDP-Gal:betaGlcNAc beta 1,4- galactosyltransferase, polypeptide 2
Exons: 9
Coding region: 616-1764 (382 amino acids)
Biological process (GO): carbohydrate metabolic process
Cellular component (GO): Golgi apparatus
Molecular function (GO): galactosyltransferase activity
Source: RefSeq, a predicted model, not a curated record